Dichotomopilus funicola is the source of this 1695-nucleotide messenger RNA. RefSeq names its product methyltransferase-domain-containing protein. Gene Ontology annotation, cellular component: nucleolus. Gene Ontology annotation, molecular function: rRNA (adenine) methyltransferase activity. The transcript has a single exon. Gene Ontology annotation, biological process: rRNA methylation; ribosomal large subunit biogenesis. The record is from RefSeq and is a predicted model, not a curated record. Lineage: Eukaryota; Fungi; Ascomycota; Sordariomycetes; Sordariales; Chaetomiaceae. Bases 1 to 1695 code for a protein of 564 amino acids.
AUGUUCCCCGUUAAAGGCCUGAGUAUCUCGGCCGAGAAAUUGAAGGUUGAGGCCGGCGUUCCGACCUCAAUUGCUGCUUCUCCCGCUCCCAAGCCCGCCAGGAAACGCAAGAGGCCCAACCAGGAGAGUGUAACGGCAGAAAACUUCGCCGCCUUGUGGGAGAGGGUCAUUGAGCACAAGGGUUCAUCCAAGCCUGAAGCUAAAACGCAAGCAAAGAAAGACAACAAACGCCAAAAGAAGGAUCACGAGCCAUCGGGGGCCGACAGUGCGCAGACUAUCAAGUCCAGCGGCCAGCCCGAGAAGAAGCAGAAUAAAAAGGAAAAGAAGAAAUCCGAUUCUACCAUUGGAACGGUUGGAGCAAUCGAAGAUGCGGACAAUGACGAAUGGAGUGGUUUCGACGACGAGGAUGCUCCCGAGGUAGCCCCAAAAACGAAGCAGAAGCCGAGUAAGAAGCAGAAAGACCAAAAGCGGGGCGUUGAUGGGACGAAAAAUGCGAAAUCCGAGGAAAAACGACCGACUACAGUUUCUCAGCCGUCGCCGCAGACUUCAAAUGCCCCGAAACUCACCCCUCUACAAGCGUCUAUGCGCGAAAAGCUGAUCUCGGCCCGCUUCCGCCAUCUCAACGAGACACUCUACACUCGCCCAUCCGCCGAGGCCUUCCAGCUCUUCCAAGAAUCGCCUGAAAUGUUUACUGAGUACCAUGAAGGCUUCCGCCGACAGGUGGAUGUUUGGCCCGAGAACCCCGUUGAUGGGUACAUCGCCGACCUCAAGGCCCGGGCCAAGGUCCGGUUCCAACCACGCGGUAACAACGGGCCUAUCAUGGUCUCUCAACUACCCCUUCCCAAACCGCCGCACAACAAAGUCUGCACCGUCGCCGACUUGGGUUGUGGCGAUGCCAAACUUGCCGCAACCCUCCAGCCCCUCUCCAGGAAACUCCACCUCGAUAUUCACAGUUUCGACCUCCAAACCGGCGGCUCCCCGCACGUCACACAAGCCGACAUAGCCAACCUACCGCUGGCCGACAACUCAGUUGACGUAGUCAUCUUCUGUCUGGCUUUAAUGGGCACCAACUGGCUAAGCUUUGUCGAGGAAGCGUAUCGUGUCCUGCGCUGGCGUGGCGAGCUGUGGGUAGCGGAGAUCAAGAGCCGUUUCGCGCAGCCAUCCAAGUCCGCGGCCAAAGUUGUAACCCACAGCGUCGGUAACCGCAAGAAACACCCUUCCGCCGCUGCGGUCAAGCAAGCCAAAGCGAUUGCCGCAGAAGCAGAGGAAGCCGCCAACCUCGCCGAACUCGCUGCCCAAGUCGACGAGGCCGACGCCUACCCCCAGUCAAACGCUGGCCAACAACAAUCCCAAGAAACAGAUAUCACAUCUUUCCUCGAAGCCCUCGGAAAGCGCGGGUUUCUCCUCAACCGCGAUCUUGGCGAUGGUGCCGUGGACAUGUCCAACCGCAUGUUUGUGCGGAUGCACCUCGUCAAGGCCGCUCCAGCGCUUCGCGGGAAAUGCGCGGCGCCGGGGGCGGAAGAACGGGCGCAAGAGGGCGCCGGUGCGAAGAAGAGGUGGACAGAUGGUAAAGGAAGGCCGGUGGCGGCGCCUAAAAAGAAAAAGUUUAUUGAUGAUGAGAACGAUACGAAUGGGGCUAAUAAUGAGCGGAAUGAAGCGGCUUUACUCAAACCAUGUGUUUACAAACUGAGGUAA